This is a messenger RNA of Ogataea philodendri, 1125 nucleotides long. RefSeq lists its product as uncharacterized. Bases 1 to 1125 code for a protein of 374 amino acids. Lineage: Eukaryota; Fungi; Ascomycota; Pichiomycetes; Pichiales; Pichiaceae. Gene Ontology annotation, biological process: ceramide biosynthetic process. Gene Ontology annotation, molecular function: sphingosine N-acyltransferase activity. The record is from RefSeq and is a predicted model, not a curated record. The transcript has a single exon. Gene Ontology annotation, cellular component: membrane.
AUGACUGUCGACUCCCCCCCAAGUACGUCGUCAUCAAUCUGUAACUUUGAACAGUCCACGUUGAAAACUCGGACCACAUCGAAAAAGAACUUUGACAAAGUUGUUUCAGAAAGCACAGAGAACGAAUCGAAGCAAGAUCUUGCAAAAGAUGCUGCUCAACUGCGAAAAGUUGAAGAGGCGGACCGGAUCCAGAUACGGUUAGCUUUAUUUAUUGAUUUUGCAAUCUUUGCACUCUCCUACUUCUAUCCAUCGUUCACAAAGUUCUACACACUCCAAUACAGAUACCCAGACACAAACAAAUAUGAUAUGGGUAUCGAAGAUUCGUAUUUGGUGGUAUUCAGUGUCAUAAAUCUUCUGUUCGUUAGAAGUUUUUUGAUGCUGUAUCUCCUGAAGCCUAUUGCACACUCGUUCGAGAUGUACAGUGUUAAAGCCAUCCAGAGAUUCAAGGAACAGAACUGGUCCAUAAUCUACUUUUCUGUCUCGUGGUCCUUCGGCUUCUACCUCUACUGGAAAUCAGACUACUUUUUCAACUGUGACAAGUUUUACGACAACUGGCCAAACGACAAAAUGUCUGCCGCUUUCAAGGCCUACUACCUUAUACAGACAGCUUGUUGGUUCCAGCAAAUGAUCGUCUUACACAUCGAGGCCAAAAGAAAAGAUCAUUUCCACAUGUUUUCUCACCAUAUCGUCACAUCUCUUUUGUGUGUGGGCUCCUAUGCCUACUACUUCACCAAAAUUGGUCAUGUGGUGUUUUUGCUCAUGGAUAUCGGUGAUGUGCUGCUUUCCUCAGCCAAAGUCCUCAAAUACUGUGGAUAUCAACGACUCUGUGAUGGAAUGUUUGCCGUCUUCCUUGUCAACUGGGUUGGCUUGAGACACAUUGCUUACAACUACAUCCUCUACCACGCGUACAAGAAUGCCCACAACAUGCAUGGCAGCUGCGAAGAACUGUCUCAACUGGGGGACCCUAAAAUUUGUUACACUGAUUCUACAAUCACGGUGUUUUUGUCAUUACUAGCAGGAUUGCAGGUCAUUAUAAUCUUCUGGAUGUGUCUUAUUGCUAAAGUUGCAUACAGUGUUCUUUCUGGCGCCAGCGCAGAUGAUGUGAGAAGCGAUGACUCGGAUUAG